CCGCCGUGGGCGCAGCAGCGCCGACCACUUGCCGACUGCGCUGACGGCCGCUGCCGCUGCUGGCGACGAGGCCAUGACCACGUACGUGGUCGUUGAGCUUGAAGCCUUUGCCGAGUUCCGGACACUUGACAUGCACGAGUCGCUCGAGAUCCAAUGCCUCUUGCAUACCAUGAGCAAGCAACUCAAGUCUACGAUCGCGCCCAAACACUGCAAGGCGAGGAAGACCAUCCAAGUCGUUCGCGGUGCAUUCCUGGGUAUUUGCUUCUCACUCUAUUUCUUUAUGCAUUGUAAAUUUCCGUCGGAAUGCCCCUCGAUUAAGGG
Saprolegnia diclina VS20 is the source of this 321-nucleotide messenger RNA. RefSeq lists its product as hypothetical. The record is from RefSeq and is a predicted model, not a curated record. NCBI's taxonomy places the organism in Eukaryota, Oomycota, Saprolegniomycetes, Saprolegniales, Saprolegniaceae. The transcript has a single exon. The annotation marks the transcript as partial.